This is a messenger RNA of Danaus chrysippus (African queen), 303 nucleotides long. Lineage: Eukaryota; Metazoa; Arthropoda; Insecta; Lepidoptera; Nymphalidae. The record is from the annotation of a GenBank genome assembly.
AUGUUUCAGGAUGAAGGCAGCACAUCAUCACCUCCUGGAGGUCCUUCUCUUGAAUCUGUGGGUGUGUGUGUGUUACUGAACGUUAGGCACAUGUCUGAUUGUAACUCAAUAUACAAAAACUCACACGGGGCUCGUGGGGGCUUACACACAUGGAUACGGGAGGGGAUGGACAGGUGGAGAGGGGAGGGGGGGGACACAAUGUACACGAACAUGUCAUAUACAGUCGAGUCAGUCCUUCAAGUGAAACCAGACACCUCCACCCCGGGAGACAUGUUUGGGGAGUAUGACUCUCUGGAUAAUUAA